AUGUCUCCAACUCUCCUCCCUUCUGGGCAUGGCGAUGAAGACGCCAACAACGCUGACUAUUUUGCCAGAGCCUUUGAAGGCCAGCAGCAACCCGAGGUGAAGGAGCAAGAUGCCACUCCCAAACCAUUUGCCGACGCGUGGAGAUUUACUCCAUCCCUCAUGGAUCCUAAUUCUUAUGCCUUCUCUGCUUUUGCCAACCAACCUCCGGGAUACUAUACUCCCACUCCCGGCGGCUUUGGCACUCUCUACCACCCUCAAGCGGGCGACCUUCACACGCCCGGUAUGGGAAUAAACACUCCUCUAUCUCUACCCCAUUCUAUCCACGGGCUCCACGCCCAGGACCAGUUGAUGCACCUCCAGCACUUCCACCCCCAUCUUCUGCAUCAACCACAUCCCUUCCAGGAUCCGUUCCAUCAGCAACCUCCUCUUCAUGUCCCGACCCAACAACCACAGACAUUCGCUCCGCAGCAGUUCCUGCAACAUCAGGACUCCGGAUAUGUGGCCAUGGAUGACACUCCUCACAAGACGACCCCGACACAGGCCGAAGUAGCUAUUGAGCAGCAAAGCAUGAAUCAACCAAUGCGACAGUCGAUGUCCGGGAGCGUUGCUUUGACUGGCCUACCGCUGGGGGAAAAGUUUCGAUUUCAUACGACAUUAAAUGCCCCGACAGCCAUGGUCCGGCAUGCGGAUGAAAUUCCAAUCACGUACCUGAACAAAGGUCAAGCUUACACCAUGUCAAUCUGGGACACCACUCCUCCCAUCCCACAAAACGCUCCUCUCCAGUAUCGUACUUAUGUCCGUGUUUCCUUUGAAGACGAACAACAAAGAGCGCGACCUGGAGCAUGUUGGCAGCUCUGGAAGGAAGGCCGCGGGUCAAACGAAGCCCAUCAGCGAGGUGGCAAACUCCUAGCUGUGGAAUACGUUGACCAAAAUCCAGGCGGGGAUGACGAGUUGCGGAGGCCUCAAAUCCAACUCGAGAGAGCCUCGUUUGAUGGUUUCGCGGUGACUUGGUCCCCAAAUGCCGCCAAUGGAGGCCCGGACUGUUCCCUAUCAUUGCGCUUCAAUUUCUUGUCGACAGACUUUAGCCAUUCCAAAGGGGUCAAAGGCAUACCAGUUCGACUUUGUGCCAAAACCGAGCUACUGACCGCUCAGACAACUACCCACGACGAGCCCGAGGUGUGCUAUUCCAAGGUCAAACUUUUCCGCGACCAUGGUGCAGAACGUAAAUUGUCAAAUGAUGUCGCACAUGUGAAGAAAACAAUCGACAAGCUCAAACAACAGAUUGCUCAAGCCGAAGCUGGUUUAGGAAGUGCAGGAAAAAGGAGGAGAAGCAGCUCAAUCGCAAAAGCCUCAGCAUCCAAGCCUGGAAAAGUAUUGAAACACAAGCGGACUUGGUCCGUUGACUCUGAAGCGGAGGGUGUCAAGUUUUCGGCCGAAGAGGAUCUCCAAAUGAAGCUUGCCAGCAUGCAAGACAUGUUCUCUUCGACCAGACCCGUCAGUAUUCUGUUUUUGCGCGGCGAGCCAGAAGAUGAUCCGGAUCUUCACCCAGUCAAGCUUCCUGGCGACGACCCUGAAGGCAAGGAAAUCCUGCGCACCACUACAUGGGAGUCGAGACAGAGUACGUCCGGCUCCCCUACGUCAAAUGCCGGCUCGCCGUCUUUGAGCUCCGCUUCGCAGAUCACCCCAAAGAGAAAAUUCUCCGACCUGCAACAAACUGCCAUUCUGGAGGAGGGAGAAGGCGAACAGGACAAUGACCACGCCGGAAGUGCCUCCGAAUCGAGACCGGUGAAAAUUCCCAAGACGGAAGCCGAGUCUGUCGUUAGACCAGCCCUUUUUGCGGUUGAUGUGGACAGCAGCUAUCGACCUCCUGUUGAAAGGCCCAUUCGUCCAGUUGCAUGCUUCUACGUGCGCCAAAAAGAUGCAGCGAAAGAAUACUACCGCGCUGUCUACUUGAUGCAACGUACCGUGAAAGACCUGAUCAACAACAUCGCAACGAAAUUCCAAAUCGACCCUCACAGAGUUACCCAGGUCACGCAUGUCAAUUCUCGCGGGCUUCACAUCAUAGUAGACGAGGAUGUCGUGAGAGAACUCCCAGAAGGUCAAGAUAUGAUUGUUGAAUUCACCCCGCUCGAAACCGACCAACCGGUCAAUCACGAAUUCAUCUCGCUCGCGGCUACGGAAGUGACGGUCGACAGCGAACUACCACCUACGGAGUCAUUCAUUUCGGAUCCGUUAGAGAUGUGGUUAAAUUAUUGA
Messenger RNA from Cladophialophora psammophila CBS 110553, 2256 nucleotides. RefSeq lists its product as uncharacterized. Gene Ontology annotation, molecular function: DNA-binding transcription activator activity, RNA polymerase II-specific; RNA polymerase II cis-regulatory region sequence-specific DNA binding. Gene Ontology annotation, cellular component: nucleus. NCBI's taxonomy places the organism in Eukaryota, Fungi, Ascomycota, Eurotiomycetes, Chaetothyriales, Herpotrichiellaceae. Gene Ontology annotation, biological process: regulation of transcription by RNA polymerase II. The coding region runs from base 1 to 2256 and encodes 751 amino acids. The transcript has 3 exons. The record is from RefSeq and is a predicted model, not a curated record.